CCCAGAAUUGAACUAGGGAUCUUCGCAUUAGAUUGCUAGACAGUUUACUGUCUUAGUGGUACAAGUGCGACGCGUUACCACUGCGCCAUGGCGGCAAUGUAGAUAACUGGAUCCCUACUAUUGCGCUUCUUAUCAGAUGCGCAAUUUCAUAAUCACAAGGCAUAACUUCACCCGACCCUCACUCACUCACUGUUGCCUAUGUACGAUUUAACUUUCCACAGCUGACAGAUUGUGCAUAGAGGGCAGGCGCGAAGGUGCAUAUUCUCCACAUAGACAAAGGAAUAGUUUCCUCGAGUAUGUCUAAACCACCUCUCUAUAAAUAUUUCAAUAUUUUAAUUGAAUCUCUGCUACAUUGUUUCUUCAUCGCUUGCCGUUGUUCAUAUCAUUCUGCGUAGGCGGUCACAGAACCGUCGAUAUGGACAAGCUUCCAACAGAAACCGUGCGAGUCAUCGCUGAACUCAUUGACCGCGAGGACAUCCUAUCUCUACGCUUGACAUGCCGCUCCUUUGCAGCCCUGGGUCUGCCACGGCAGUUCGAAGUGAUACCCGUAAUGUUAUUCCGCAACUCGCUCGAGAACCUGCUGCGUAUAUCAGAGCAUCCCGUCUACAGGAACUACGUCCUUACCAUCAAGUAUGGGGGCGAAUUGGUGUCGAAUCCUAAAACCCGAAUAGCCUGGACCAAAAACGAAUUUUUGUUACCUGGGGCGCCGAAAAAGACAUUCUCCGAGAGCGAGGUCGAGGAAGCCUACCAAAGCCACGUCCGGUACUACAAUGACCAGAACCGCAUGAAGGCCACCGGAUACGACUUCGAGAUGCUCCAAUCCGCCAUAUCCCGCCUUCCAAACUUCAGAGGAGUGCGCAUCAUGUCAUUAUUCUCCGAGAAUAGCGCAAGGUUCGCGAACCCUCCGCCAGCAUGGGGGGAAGCGUUUUGCAGCAUGGCAAAGGUCAUGGGUAGCCCGUUUCGUUUUUUGUCGUGCUGGGAGCCUAGUUAUUUCGUCCGUGAAACCGUGGCGGUUCUUGCGGCUUGCAAAUUGGCGCCGCAGGCCAUUUCGUGGUUCGAUUCUAAAAAUUUCGAGCUGGGCCUCUUGAGUUGUGAUGGGGAUGAUAACGGUGAUGGGGGUGGCGGUGGGGGUGGAAAUGGAGGCGAAGAUGAGACCGAGGCUGAUUAUAGGAGGCACAUUGUCCGAUUGUCCAGGUUCAACAACUUCGUCAGAGACCCUACAAAGGAUCUAGGUCCCCCGCUCCUGUGUGCUACAUUUCAAAGCUUGACAACCGUCAAAUUGGAAACCAGUUUCACGUAUAACCCAAACUACGGACUCUACCAGCAAAGACUCGGAACUGCACUCAGCGGUGCCAAAAACCUACAGACGCUCUGCAUCAAUCACAGAGGCGCCAACAGCGAACACAAUUUAUCCUUCACCCCCCUCCUCGGCUCCUCGACCUGGCCCCACCUCAAACACAUCUCUUUAUCCUCUUUCACUAUCCACGAACACGACCUCCCCCCCUUCUUCGCCCACCACCCCUCCCUCGCCCACUUCACCCUCGACAACGCCUUUGCUUACGACUUCGACUGGGCCACGCUCCUCCAGCUCCCCUCCCUCCGCACCCACCUCCGCCAACUCCACUCCCUCACCUUCACCGGCAGCUGGGGCGCCAACGCCUGGACCUCCGCCCUCGCAGCAGAAGUCGCAGCCCAGCCCUGCUUCGAUAUCCACAGCUACCUCGAGGGCGUGGACGUGGAUUGGUCUUUCCCCGAGGCACUCGUCGGGCAGGUCGAUCUCAACGCCCCGUUCGCGAAGUGGGCGCAGGACGUGUGCGGCGCAAGCUGCAUGAGCGAGGUGCUGAGGCGGUAUAUCUUUGCUGGGCGGGGGGCGGGGGGGGAGGUGGGGUUCCCGCUUAGGACGGGAGGGGAGGUGGCGGAGGCGCUGGGGAGGGUGAAGGAGGAAGGUGGGGUGCUGGGGUAUAGGGCGGGGAGUUUGGUGGUUGGGAAUGAGGCGGUUGUGGGGGGGGAGUAUGGGGGGAGGAAUUUGUAUCGGGAGUAUACGGAGGAUGGGGAGGAGGUUGUGGAGGUUGUGGAGAUUGUUGAGGAGGAGGAGGAGGAGGAGGAGUAGGAGGAGGAGGAGGAGGAGGGUGUGGCGGGUAGUGGUGGUGAGGCGGAGGGAGAUGUUGGGAGAGAGAAUGGAUUGUUAGAGGAGAGUGUGGCGGCCGACAGUGGCGAGGAAGAGGGGGAGGGGGCGCGAUGAUGUGCGGAUGCUGAGGGUAGGGGUUCGGGAGAUGGUGCUGGCUGAUGGGGAACAUUACGGUUUAAGAUGACGGAUGGCCUGUUGGGUUUCGGUGAUGAGUAGGUACGUUUGAAUAUCUAUCUACCCUUCUUCUUUUAAAGAGGGGAAGUAUGAAGAUUAAUUAACGCGGACGGGUAUGUUGUCCUCCCUCCCUCCCUGCGAUUUGUGAGGAUGCGUAGGAGAGAGAGAUAGAUAUAGACGGAUAUAGAGAUAGAUGAUAAUGUAUAGGGGCUGUUUAUGAAGUAGUUAUCGGCUUAUGGAGGGGAAAGGGGAGGAGAGGGAAG
Pseudogymnoascus verrucosus is the source of this 2565-nucleotide messenger RNA. RefSeq lists its product as uncharacterized. The record is from RefSeq and is a predicted model, not a curated record. Lineage: Eukaryota; Fungi; Ascomycota; Leotiomycetes; Thelebolales; Thelebolaceae. The transcript is spliced from 2 exons. The coding region runs from base 416 to 2110 and encodes 564 amino acids. Gene Ontology annotation, molecular function: protein binding.